AUGAGAAUAAUCGAGGAUGGGUGCGAAUUAGUGGUCGAUAGUAUCCUGCAUAUCCUCCACUCAGAGGCUUUCGAACAAAGUUCCGUCGAAACUCAGAAAAACCAGAACCAGCAGCAGCAACAAUACACACAAAUACAUCAACGUACAUCAGCACAAAAAGAGUCAUUUACAAUCAACAAUAAAAGCGAAUUGUCGUCGCAAUUAGUGUCAGAAAAUAAUUUUGAGCAGCAGCCGAGUAUGGGUAAACACGAAAUAAAGAGAGGCAUCAGUCAUCGCUCGUCAGAUGCCGUGGAACUUCUGGGAAGUCCCAAAAAACUCCAAAGUUCGGUUUCAUAUACAAACAAGCACACUUGA
Clunio marinus is the source of this 354-nucleotide messenger RNA. The record is from the annotation of a GenBank genome assembly. Lineage: Eukaryota; Metazoa; Arthropoda; Insecta; Diptera; Chironomidae.